This is a messenger RNA of Musca domestica (house fly), 2334 nucleotides long. RefSeq lists its product as uncharacterized. Gene Ontology annotation, molecular function: transcription coactivator activity; RNA polymerase II general transcription initiation factor activity. Gene Ontology annotation, cellular component: transcription factor TFIID complex; SLIK (SAGA-like) complex; SAGA complex. The record is from RefSeq and is a predicted model, not a curated record. Bases 121 to 2319 code for a protein of 732 amino acids. The transcript has 6 exons. NCBI's taxonomy places the organism in Eukaryota, Metazoa, Arthropoda, Insecta, Diptera, Muscidae. Gene Ontology annotation, biological process: RNA polymerase II preinitiation complex assembly; transcription initiation at RNA polymerase II promoter.
GCAAUUGUUUAUUCUUUUCAUUUUUUCUUUCGCAAAAACAAAUUGCAAAUUGUUUAACAAAUAAUCCUUUUUUGUUUUUAUUAUUACUUAUUUUAUACAACAUUUUGAACAAAUUAAAUUAUGAAAACUUCCAGUACACAACAGAGUGAAGAUAGCACAACAAAGACGACAGCACAAACCAAGUCUACAAAAAAGUCAACGAAAUCUCGGGCCAAAUCAACAAAAGCCGAAUCACAAAGUGGAAGUUCAAAUAAAAAUGCAACUGCAUCAACGAGUGGCAAUAGUUCUGGUGGGACAUUAAUAACACAGCAGCAGCACCAACAAGGAACACCAACUACAAAUCAAGUGAAUUUGAUGCCAACUACUCCCACAUCAUCUCUGGGCGGUGGUGGUGGCGUUAGUGGCAGUGUAGGGGUAAAUAUGUUUGAGAGUCCGUCAUUGGCACAAGUUGGUGGCGGAAGUGGUGGAAUGGGUGGUGGUGGUGGUGUCGGUACUACAAAUAGUAAUGAAAUAAAUACUACAUCCAGAAAUCAUCACAAAAGCUAUGUCGGUUUGGAGCCUCGUUCUAUUAAAAUUAUUUGGGAACAACAUGAUCAAAGUGAUAUCGAGUUGUCAACGGAGGUGUGUUCUCGUGUAGCAGAGGACGUAUCCUACAAACUAUGGGAAUUGGUUAAUAAUAUAAAAACAUAUUCUCGUCAUUCUGGGGGAAUUGUCACAUACGAUUUGGUAAAUGAAGUCCUCAAGGAUUCCGAUGUACCCCCAUGUCUGGGAGCCAUGGAUAGUGAUUGGGAUCGUAUUGAUUAUGAUGGCAGUUAUUUCUUCUACUCCGACAAAAUACUGGAAUUACGUGAUGAAUAUCAGCGAGAAGUUUCUUACAGCAUACCACAUGGUCCAGAUUUUAAGAGUUAUUGGCCAGUGGAUGACAAAUACAUGGAACAAAUAAAGAAAUAUGUGCCAAGUCUGAUAUAUGCUACAUUAAAUGGCAAUCCCGAUGAAUUAGACACUACCCUAACUGAGGCUGCCUUUAGCCCAAUAAUUGGUUCUUGUUAUCGUCUAAUUUUGGCCAAAAUUGUACAGAUUAUUGCUUUUAAACAGACCAACGAGAUAAGUUCUAGAUGUUGGCGUUUGCUAAGGGCACUAUCAUCAAAUCCGCGGACUCGAGAUGUUGAUAGUCGGGAGGAGUAUUACCAUUUGUCGGAAAUACUGGUGUGCCAGUUGUUGGCACCAUUUGAAUCAAUUAAAAUUCAAAAUAACUCAACGAAAGAUGAUCUAAAUGCCCAACAUGAUCCCAUAAAAAUGGAAAAUAAUCUUGGCUUUGAAGCCAAUGGUGUUCAUCAUUCGACCAUGCAACAAGAUAUGAAUGUAAUACAGGUUGGUAGUGGUAGAGCAGAUGAUAACUGUGGAAAAAUAUUUAAACUUGAACCCGACAAUGAUGAGGAAGAAAUAGAUAUCUCAUCCAUUUGUGAUGAAAGUAUUUCGAGUUUACAGACAUCUCAGUAUUUUGCCACACCUGUGGAGUGGGAAUUUGUUGACGAACUAUGUGAAACAUUGGGUAUGUUGGGUGGCUUAAAUGGAUAUUUCCAAAGUGAGUGUUUAUUUCACAUACUAAGGCGAUUAAAAAGGUUCUUCAGAGGACGGGUAAUACAAAAGGAAAGAGACUACAACUACAUCAGCAGAUCGGUGAGAGGCCUCAUUGCCUUGGGCGAAUAUGCAUUUCGGGAAUUUAUACCAUUUCUAUAUGAACUCAAUGUGGAUGAAGUGCCCGAAUCUCUAUGGAAUGACUUCAAUCUUUCUGCGGUAUUCUUAAAUGGCAACGAUGAUAUUUUCCUCUACGAAUGGUUGCAGGAAGUUUGUGGUGGGGACAAAUUGCAACCCUUUCUCACCUACUAUGCCCAGUUUUAUGAAAAAUUCAUAAAGUAUCGUUUCGUUAGGAAGAAAAAAAGCACGUUUAAGAUCAAUCCCAAGGUGGGAGUGCGUCGCUUAGAAUGGAAUGCUUUGGCUGCAGCCAUGUGUCAUGGCGAUGAUCCCAAUAAGGCAUUGAAACCCAAGCCAUUGCUGAAUGACUUAUUUCCCGAAUUAAAACCCAUUAAUCCGAAAUUGAAUCGGGCCGGAAAUAUACGAUUCAAGUUUGCUGGAUGUCGUCCCGUGAUUUUGAAGCCUAAAAAUAAAUUUGGACAGCUUGCCGGAGAAAAUUCCGUCUCAACUUUAAAUGGAUGUUCCGCAAGUGAUGUUCUAAUUGCAAAACGCAGAUUAUAUAAACCUUUAACAAAUGAAAGAGCGAUGAUACCGCUUUGUAGUUAUUAUUAUGUGAAAAUAUAGUUUUUGAAAUCACAA